AUGGAUACUACAAGUGUACAGAAAAUUACAGAAAGCAGAAAAAUAGAUGCAGAGGAAAAGAAAUGCACUGAAUAUGAUCUAAAAAUAGUAGCUGGGAUAAUUGCAUUCAGAUACAUUAUCUGCUCUCUUUUUUCUGUCAUAAUGCAGAUUAUAGUAAGUGUUGAUCUGGCAAAAGCAUGCGCUGCUGAAGGGAAUUUCAGCUCAGGUCGCAUAACCAAAAAAGAUUUCAUUGUGUUUUGUUUGCUAUAUAUGAAUCCUAUGUCGUUUUCCAUUGCAGCAUUUAUUUUGUCAAAGCCUCGCCGAAGUAGAAAGAUCCAUGUGUUUAUGUACAUAGCUGCCAUUUUGUUUUCUUUUUGGAUAGUAUUUAUAAUAUUUUCUUUCAUUAUGUUCACGUAUGUUUUUCACAGUAUGGGAAUAGGUCUUUUAGAUUAUCUUUUCACGAUGUGCCCGCUCUUAACAAUCGUGUACGCUCUUUUCUAUGGAUUUGUGGGUAACUUUGGCAAUAAGAAACAUAAAGACUCUCUAUCCCUAGCCAAUGAAAUAUCCAUUGGGCCUACAAUUCUAAUAUUCUGCAGUUUGGUGUACUGUAUUAUAAUUACACUGCUUUUUCUGGUGUUCCCUACACAGACUGUGUCUUCUUUGUAA
Nematocida minor is the source of this 645-nucleotide messenger RNA. RefSeq lists its product as uncharacterized. Bases 1 to 645 code for a protein of 214 amino acids. The transcript has a single exon. The record is from RefSeq and is a predicted model, not a curated record. Lineage: Eukaryota; Fungi; Microsporidia.